Molecule: messenger RNA, 3241 nt
Organism: Ixodes scapularis (black-legged tick)
Lineage: Eukaryota; Metazoa; Arthropoda; Arachnida; Ixodida; Ixodidae
Gene: eIF2Bdelta
Product: translation initiation factor eIF-2B subunit delta
Exons: 14
Coding region: 166-2703 (845 amino acids)
Source: RefSeq, a predicted model, not a curated record
UGUUAAUGAAACGAACUGUUCCACUGGAGGAUAUUGCACGCUGCAUGAUGUUAAGAGUGCGGUUUCAAUUGCUGCUACGGUCCCUCUCUUCCACAUUCAGAUGUGGCACUGUCACCCAAGAACCUCAUUGUAAUGAAAUAGGCGUUUCGCAGCAUACUUCGCGAAAUGCUGUGCUGUCGGAUUGACCGUGCUCCUCGAAGUCACUGUCAGUGGUCAGCAACCAUGGAGUCAUUGCAACAAGAAGCAGCCCAUAAAAAGAAACCAACCCCCCAAAAACGAGCAUCUACUCACACAAAGGAGAGUCAGAACACAAGAAAAAAUAAGCCCAUCCCCGUCGAUUCCAAAGCGCAGAAUCUAUGCCCUGCCGUCGACAAGAAAGAGAGCACCCAGCCCCAGACUAAUAGUGGUUUGCAGAGUGCCAAAGCCGAUCUUAAAGUAACACCCUCUGAACAAGGCAAGUUACAUCCCGAACCACAGGUCGAGGUCUCCGCAAAAAAGAAAAAGAACAAGAAGAAAAAGAAGAAAAAACCGAAGAACCCGCCAACAGACCCUCAACCAGAAUCCCAGGCGUCUGCUCCGAGCACGAGCGUUGCCGAGGCGGGUUGCUGCAGUCUGAAGAACCUAAAGGACGUCUCGUGCCUGGAACUAAUCUGCCCACACUCCAACAAGCACACUUCGCAGGCAUUCUCGUCGGCUCAGAAAAGUGCCACCGCCACUUCCUCUGCAAAGUGUUCCUCCAGCAGCCUCGGCAACAGUCAGCUGCACUUCGAGACGCUCUCGGAUGCAAUCGUCAAAAGCCUCGCAUCGUUGGAUAAGACCUCAAUCAGCAUCACGCUCGUAAACCCCGAAAACGGGCAAGUGGUGGGCGAGAAGGUCGUGCACGGCCUGAGGGAGCAGACCCCGCUGUCAUCGAGGGACUCCGAGCUCGUCAUCGACAUAUGCGGAACGAGCGUUGUCGAGCUUGACGAUCGGGUUUCUUUUGGCGGCGGAAGUGGUGCUACGCAGGGCACAAGCAUGAAGGCUUCUGUGGAGAAUGCGUCGAAGAAGUCUUCCAAGAAAAAUAAGGACUGCAACGGGCCCCAGGCCGUGGCCGGAAGUGCAACAGAUGGGAGGAAGCAGCAGCAGACAAAGCCGACCGGCGAGUCUCAGAAGUUGGCAAUGAAUCGGGUGGAAGUGUCGGAAGUAUUGUCGAAGGGAGACGCGGCCUCGGCGAUGCAAGCGGAGCCGACGGUAAAGUCGGCAGCAAAGGAGCAAGAGACUGGGAAUGAUGCGAACAGCGCUGUCGAAAAAACAAAGGCACAAUUGAAGGCUGAACGGAGGGCAGCUUUUGAAGCCCAAAAAGCUGCUCAGUUGGUUGCUCAGAAGAAUGAAGAGAAAGAGGCUGGCGGCAAAAGCAAGGCAGACCUUAGGGCAGAGCGCAGGGCUCUUCAGGAAGCACAGAGGGCCGCAAAGAUGCAGACCGCCGUGAAACCAGGCAAGGAGCCUGGUUCAGAAGAUUCUGCUGUUGGGACACCGGCACCUCCAAAGAAAGCUGUCACCGGACAAGCUUCCUCAGAUGCAAAUGUGGAGGGGAAGGCAUCCAGGCAGGACCAGCCACAGGAUGCAGCCAAGAAAGUACCGAAAAAGAGCACUGGGGAGGCCAGAAAGCAGAAGGAGCUUCAUUUACUCUCGCACCUUGAGCAGAAUCCUGGGACGGUUGACCAUUUAAGGUCCUAUGGACUUUCAGGUUCUCAAAUUCAUCCGGCUGUCCUGAGGAUUGGUCUGCAAAUGGCAGAGGGAGUCGUCACAGGAUCAAACAGGCGCUGCACCAAAAUGCUUUGCGCCUUUCGCUCGGUGAUCCGAGACUACACCUGCCACGCCAACAAGAGGAUUUCACAAGACAUUAGAGAGCAACUGGACUGUGAUAUCAAGUUUCUCAAGAAAUGCAGACCUUUAAGUGUGAGCAUGCAAAACGCAAUCACUUUCCUCAAGGGGCAAAUCUCGGAAAUACAAGACACCGAGGCCGCCGAGAAGGUCAAGGAGAAGCUCGUUGAGUCAAUUGAUAAAUUUAUCUAUGAAGAGCUGUGCCUUGCAAAAAAGCAAAUUACAUAUGAGGCACAGAAAAAAAUUCUUCAUGGUGACGUGAUCCUCACAUACUCAAGCUCUUCCUUGGUUAAAAGUGUGCUCAAAACUGCCCAUGAGUCAGGAACAAAUUUCCGCGUGGUCAUUGCCGACAGUCGGCCAAAGCUUGAAGGCCGUGAAAUGUGUGAUUACCUCUCUGGACUAGGAAUCAACUGCACAUACAUCUUGAUUAAUGCUGUGUCUUACAUCAUGAGGGAGGUUACAAAGGUGAUGCUUGGCGCCCACUCACUGCUGGCCAACGGCUACGUCAUGUCCCGGAUUGGCACCUCUCAGAUAGCCCUUGUGGCGAAGGCCAAAAACGUGCCCGUGUUGGUCUGCUGCGAGACCUACAAGUUUUCCGAAAGAGUCCAUACAGACUCCUUCGUGUCAAACGAACUUGGAGCAACAGCUGAACUUCUUACAAGUCUGCCUCCGGACAUCAAGGUGGACGACCUGAAGGACUCGCCUUCCCUGACGCUACUAAACUUGAUGUACGAUGUCACACCGCCACAGUUCGUGGACAUGGUCAUAACGGAAAAGGGCAUUCUUCCCUGCACUUCGGUUCCCGUGGUAUUACGGAUGCGAAACGCCGCGGGGCAAUAGGGUCGGCUAGGUUACUUAUACGCUUCGACCGACGUAAAACUUUGGUCCCAGUCAUCUUUGCGUUUGACCUUGGACUGCGGGGCCCAUCCUUUCUGGUUGGAGGUACAAAUUGGCACUCUGGAACAAACUCGCAGAGUUUCAUUGAGUCGUUGUCGAAAGAAAUCCCGAAAGUAUUUCAUUUUUAUAUAUGCAUCUGCGCGUGUGUCUUUCCCUAAUAAGAUUCAUACGCUAAUAUAACUAGGUUUAAUAUGAGUGUCUCCAGUAUAAGUCGAAAGCUUUGAAAGGCUGUACAGGAUGAGAAUGGGAUGUGCUGUGGCAGUGUAACGCAUGCCUUGGGGAUGCGCGGUUCACAAAUGGGUUAUUUUGUAUUUAACAGCGAAACUUUCGUGACAAUGCUUCCUUGGUUGGGUAUGUUUCGUUUCUAUGUGCACCUUUGUUUACAAAAUAAACGUCUCAAUGUUCUGGCCAUUUUGUUUCACGUAAGUGCAGCGUGAAAUUGUGAAGAAUUUGACCAAAAUAAAAUGUGGCAAUUCUGGAA